This is a messenger RNA of Tuber aestivum (summer truffle), 4794 nucleotides long. The record is from the annotation of a GenBank genome assembly. Lineage: Eukaryota; Fungi; Ascomycota; Pezizomycetes; Pezizales; Tuberaceae.
AUGAACAACUUGCAGGAACAGCAGGACAACGGCUCCUCCCCUGCUGCCGAUUCUGUAAACCUUGUCACGUCGGCGUCCGACUCCUCCGCCCUACUUCGUCCCUCCACGCAGGCUCCAUCAACCUCAGCUGUUUCUCGUUCUCAAUCUCCGGCCAAACGACUAAAGUCCGAAGAGCUAUCUUCAGCCGAGCUUGUCAGCGUUCUGGAGCCGAUGGAUGAGGACACGGUAAUGCCUUCUGCGGAGGAGAAGAGCGGGAGGGAGUCUUCGGUGGAAAUGGCCGACGGUAGUGUGGCGUCCUCUGAGGGUAAUGGGGAGGUCGCCCGUAUCGAUGCUAUUUCAGCGACGGCGUCGAUAGCCCCCUCUACUGCGACCACUGUUGGGUCUACUCAGCCAUCUUCCACCUCCGCCACUUCGGUAUCUUCGGUUUCCAUACCAUCGCUGGAGGAUCAGGCUCACUUUAUUCUAAAAUCUAAAUUUGAGACCAAGCUGAACGAAGGUGAUUUGGGGUAUAUCAUCUCCGGCCGCUGGCUGAAUCGACUCUUGGCAAGGUCCUCGGACUGGGGAGUUCAACUCACGAAAGAGGAUGCCGAAAGUGAGAUAGGGCCCAUAGACAACUCUGAUUUGGUGGACGAAACUCAGAUGCAAGGUCAAGCCAAGAAUACUUCGGACGAUAGUACGUUCUCAAGUCUGCCGUUCCUUUUUCCUGGAUGUGGAGGCGGACAGCCCAUUUCCUCCACGCCGCUAUCUAAGACGCCGGUUCUCAGUACUGACAGGACAUUUCAUGAAGGGGAAAAUGACGAGGAUUCGGCUGUUCCGGAGGACUUUGUCGCUAUCAAGCCGGGCACUUUAGGCGAUGACUUCGAGAUUCUACCGGAGGAAGCCUGGAAUUCGCUUGUUUCUUGGCACGGUCUAGCUGAAGGCUCCCCCGUUAUUACGCGGCGAGCAGUCGAUACUUCUGAGACGAUUAUUCCACACAUCCAAUAUGAGAUCUACCCGCCUGCAUUUACGCUUUAUAAACUCCGAGAUCCUAGCACCAAUGUAACUAGGGACUUGCUGGAUAAGGAGAAGUUGCAGUCGCCAAUGAGAAUCACCGCAGGCAAAACUGACAGCUUCCAAAAACUCUUGAGAAAGGUAAAGAAGUUGGCGGGUGUGGAUGCCGCGAGGAAAAUUCGUCUUUGGAGGAUAAUAGAGAACUCAUCUGAGCACGAUUUGGAGUCUACUAGUAAACCGUCAAGAAAGGGUGGAAAAGAAAAGGACAUUGGGCCCUUCAAGCAGUUGGUGAUUGAUUUGCAACCCUUCCUGGACCUGAAUAUCGGUGCCGAACGGGAGUUGGUGGAACUCAGGGAUCAAUCUAACGAUCCAAAGUACAAUGGCAGUAUGAAGAUUAGCAUGGCGGGCUUGGGUGCUGGUGGCCCAAUUGUCAUCGAAGAGCAGGGCUCAGAUGGUGAAUGGAUCAGCGAGAAACCGACCAAGUCUGUAAGGAAGGGUGGCCAGCAGGUUACCGUGGCUCUCAAUGGAAAGAAUGUUGUGGGGGGGCCGGGGAAGAAGAAGGCUUCAGCAAGGCCGGAUAGCCCUUCUGGGAGUCUGAGCGCUGCUGUUAUCAGGUCCGGAUUUCCUAACAGGCUAGCAGAGCGUCGGGAGGGUAGACCCUUAGGGAAAUGUGGGCUAAGCAACUUGGGUAAUACCUGUUAUAUGAACAGCGCCCUGCAGUGCUUGCGCAGCGUUGCCGAAUUGUCGGGUUACUUUCUUGGUAUGACCUCUUCUGUUCCUCGGUUGCUACCUUCAUAAUGCGUAUUCUAAUGAAGCGAUUGCACAGGCAAUAAGUACACGGAGGAGCUGAAUCCUAAUAAUCCACUUUCUCAUAGCGGGAAGGUAGCAAAGGCGUAUGCAACUCUCCUCGGAUAUAUCUUCUCGCCGACAUGCCCCGGAUCGGUAUCGCCUAGGGAGUUCAAAAGCACUAUCAGUCGCUUCAGUUUGUCGUUCUCAGGGUAUGGGCAACAGGAUACUCAGGAGUUUCUGGCGUUUCUUCUCGAUGGUUUGCAUGAGGACCUUAACAGGAUUCAGAAGAAGCCAUACAUUGAAAAGCCAGAGUCGACCGAUGAGAUGGUUGGAGAUAACGAGGCGAUUGCAGGGCUCGCCCAAGAGCAUUGGGCCAUAUAUAAGCAGAGAAACGAUUCGGUCAUUGCGGAUUUGUUUGGUGGGCUUUAUCAGAGCACUCUUGUGUGCCCUGAUUGCGAGAAAGUUAGCAUUACCUUCGAUCCUUUUAUGGACCUGACGCUACCACUGCCGGUCGAGAAUGUUUGGGGCCGAGACAUAUACUUUUUCCCUAGCAGCGCCUCUGGUAGGGGAUUGAUCAAGAUUCCAGUAGAGAUGGACAAAAACAGCAGCAUCAAAUCAUUGAAAGAGCAUCUUGCAAAAAAGUUUAAUCUUGAUCCUAAGAAGGUGUGUUUAUUUUCAAUGACCGAGCUUGUGUAGCACUGAUUUCUUAACUGAUUUUUUUUUCCCCUUCCUUUGCGCUAGACUAUGGCUUCGGAAGUUUACAAGGGGAAAUUCUUCAAACACUAUGAAGAUUUCCAGACUGUUUCGGAAACGAUUCGACAGGAUGAUGAUGCCUUCUUCUACGAGUUGGAUGAUGCCCCGACUAACUAUCCCCCAUCAAAAGGCAAGAAGCCAAGGAGGACUGGCUUCUAUGGACCGAGUUAUGGUCGAUUUGAUGAUGACGAUGAUGUGCCUGACCCGGACGCCCCCGAGUGCGACCAGCUGCUUGUCCCUAUAUUUCAUAAGGUGCAGAAACAGAAUCGCUACGGAUUAGGCUCGACGACCGAAGUAUUUGGAUUGCCUUUCUUCAUUGUAGUAAAUAGGGAUGAGGUGAGAAGCCUUGAUGCGAUCAUGAGGAAGAUUGUCAAGAAGUAUCAGGUGUUGACCACCCGCGAUUUCUACGAGAGCGAGGCGUCCCCAAGCGAAUCCGAAACAGAGGCAGUGGAGGUCAAGGAUGAACUCGAGGAUAUAAACGAGACGGGGGAAGAGACAGAUGAUGGAUUCGUGGAUGUUUCGAUGAAGGAUGCUUCAUCUAUGGUCGGGUCAGAUAGAAAGACUGCGAAGAGUCCAAGACGGCCGCUCCCGCCGGGAAUACACGAUCUUUUCACCGUUAAAGUCACAAAACGAAGAUCAGGUGACUCCGCUGUCGUAACAGGGUGGCAAUCGCUAGAGACCGCUUUUGAUAUCAGGGAACGGUUAAAUCGUGAGCAAUCGGCUAGUCCUCCACGGCGCAAGACCAACGACUACUUCACCAGCGCCGGUCUGUCUGGAAGGGCCAGCCCUGCUAGCGAUGUGAGUGAUAACGAUUUUCAAGAUGCUCCGGAGCCCGAGCAAGAUAUGAUGCAAGAUGUGAGCGACGAUGAACAUGCUGGGGCAUCUUCGUUCGGUGCAUCUGCGGAAUACACGCGGGCUAAUUUCGACACUACCCCCCCCGACCACUUCUAUGGGAAUAGUAGUGGCAACCCUUCUUGUCGCGAAUUCAAGACCCCGACCCGAUCAUUGAGCCCGUCUCUCGCCGACGAUCCGCCGCUCAUCAUGUGGGGAGAAGGCCUCAUUUGUGAGUGGAGCACUGAGGGCUACGACAGCAUGUUUGGUGGCGAAUCUAGUGAUGACCUCCGCGGUAUCCCAUUAUUCUACAAUGUACCCCUUAUUCAAGACCAGGAACUGGAAUUACGGCGCCGCCGCCGGGAUGAGCGAAAGAGGAAGGGAAUUCACCUUGAGGAUUGCCUCGAUGAGUUCGCUAAGGAAGAGAUUCUCUCUGAGGAAGACCCCUGGUAUUGCCCGCGCUGUAAAGUUCAUAGACGCGCUAGCAAAAAGUUUGAGCUGUGGAAGUGCCCAGAUAUUCUUGUCAUCCAUCUUAAGAGAUUUUCCAGUUCGAGGAAUUUUAGGGACAAGAUUGAUGUCUUGAUUGACUGUCCCGUCACCGGGCUAAACCUCCAAGAACGAGUUGGGCUCAAGGAGGAAGGAAAGAGUUUGGUCUACGAUCUGAUUGCGGUAGAUAAUCAUUAUGGCGGGUUAGGGGGUGGUCAUUACACAGCUUUUGCAAAGAGCUGGAUCGAUGGCAAAUGGUAUCAUUAUGACGGUUUGCCUGCCCCAAUUCUGCGCUUUAAAGUUGCUGGGAUUUCUAAUAAAUUUAUAGAUUCUAGUGUUCGGGAAGUUAGUGAACAGAAGAUUAUUACCCCAGCUGCGUACCUCCUUUUCUACCGCCGCCGAUCCGAAACCACACUCGGUGGGCCGCGCCUUAACAGGAUGUUGAGCGAAUCAACAAAUUCAUCAGGCUCAGCUUCCUCUUCACGGAGUACGUCACCUACCAGGGCGGGGGAAGGUGGACCGUCCGACGAUUCCUCAGUAACAGUUUUACUGAAUGGCCGAUCGUCGGGCGGUGGUACGAGCGGAUUGUCGACUAUCUAUAGCGGUGCGGGUAACGCUAAGCUUUGGGGUGAUGAGCCACCACCAUAUUCCGAGAGUACCGGAAUGGAACUGGUUUUGGUGCCAAAAACACAGGGUUCACCUGCUUCUAGCAAAGCACCAAACGUAGGAUUCGGCUUUGGCUCGAGUUUGGCCGACAAAGAUGAACUGCUGGGGGAUACUGAUGACAGCGUGUUUAUUGGCCCCUUACUUGAUCAGGCAGAACAAACCGAUAUACCCACGGACAUCAGGGUCGAUGACGGUGAGGAUGGGCUGUUGCCGACGCUGAGUGAUGAAAAAAAUGAUACAAUUGAGUCUCACAACGCCGCCGAUAAUAUGGAGUCAUAA